This is a messenger RNA of Camelina sativa (false flax), 650 nucleotides long. RefSeq names its product late embryogenesis abundant protein At5g17165-like. The record is from RefSeq and is a predicted model, not a curated record. Lineage: Eukaryota; Viridiplantae; Streptophyta; Magnoliopsida; Brassicales; Brassicaceae.
AUCCUCUCUUCUCUUCUCUUUUCUCUUUCUCUUUCUCUUUCUCUCUGUUGCUAAAAAAAACAGAGUAAACUUACAGAGUGGAUGGCAGCUAAAUCGAAGAGCAUUGUUGUGGUGAUCGGGAAGCACAUAGUCAACGGUGUUCGUUCAGGCCCCUUCGCAUCUGGUCUCCUCGCUUCUCGAGGUAUUGCUAACAGGAAUGGUCACACAUCGGCCUAUGAUAAGAACGUAGAAGAAGAAAUGCAAUCGAGUAAAGUGCCUGAUGAAUUAAUAAAGCCUGACUCCGACAAAUAUUGGUCUCCUCAUCCUCAAACUGGUGUCUUUGGACCUUCCUCAUCCUCCUCAACCGACACAACGGACGAGACUCGUGGGGGUCAGGAGGACUCAGUGAUGGAGGAGAAAGCUUGGUUCCGUCCAACAAGUCUCGAGGAUUUGGACAAGACUCACCAUUCAUGGCAAACAAACUCUUCCUCUAUGUGUGUUUUACGUACCCAAUGUUAUAAUAAAAAUUUGAAGUGUUUGGGCGUGUUAUAUUAUGCGUUUCAAAACGAACAAAAUUUCUUGUGUUAUGAUGUUGUAUGAGUUUAAGUUGUAACGCUUGUUUUGCUUCUUUUUUUUUCCUAGUUUUGAAAAUUACUUUUGGUGAGUCCUAA